AUGCCAGCACUCGUUAUCUUGACACUUCUGGUCUAUAUCAUCAUUGGUAUUGGAAAACGCAGUAAUUUCUUUAAAGCUGAGGUGCAAAUGCCAAGGCGGCCCGUUAAUCAUGGACUCCUGGACUGUGUUACUCCCCACAGCACACUUCUUGGUUACGCCAGUGGUAUUCCAGCGUAUAGUAACUGUCAUCGUCUGUGGAGUUCUGAUGUCAUGGCGUUUGCUUCGCUCGCUUUCCCAGAUGACGUUCUAAAAGAACCCUUUCCUCUUGGAGAUCGUCGACAAUUGUCUACUGGUAAAUGCUGGGUGGCUGCAGAGUACGUUUCCCGCUUUUAUUACCUUAUGCGUGGUUUGGUGUUUUAUUAUGACUCAGCAGAAGUCAGACAGUUUUGGUCAACCAUAGAGUUCUAUUCAACGGAGGGUGAUAAACGCAAGUACGAGGUAAUAGAGUUGCCUAAUUAUAAGGAGGUGAAAACAGCAAAAGAACGAAAACGUCUGGCCCCAAAGUUUGCAGAUGUUGUGGUGUGGGCCUCGCAUCCAGAGCGUGAACUUGACGAGGGACACGCCGCUGUUGUGGUUCAUGUGGAAGAUGAUGUGGAGGCCGCAGGCGGAGAGGCACAACUGCGUGAAAUGCAGAAGGAACACACACAGCCACAGUUGGUGUACAUUGCGGAACAGAACUUUGAUAAUAAAGACUGGGAAGGAAAGAAUUACUCUCGUGUACUGCGGUUCUCGUGGAAGAAUGGAAAGGAGAUGUUAUUGGAGGAUUCGGAUGAUUAUAAUAUCAUUGGGAGAGUGCGACCUGGUAAGGUGAAACGUGAUGAUAUGGAUGAGGGUGAUCUUUAA
Molecule: messenger RNA, 843 nt
Organism: Trypanosoma theileri
Lineage: Eukaryota; Euglenozoa; Kinetoplastea; Trypanosomatida; Trypanosomatidae
Product: D-alanyl-glycyl endopeptidase-like protein
Exons: 1
Coding region: 1-843 (280 amino acids)
Cellular component (GO): cytoplasm
Molecular function (GO): ligase activity
Source: RefSeq, a predicted model, not a curated record